CUUUGACUUCAUUAGAAGUAAUAUUAAGCUAUGAAAAUUAAGUUCCUAGUAGUAUUAGCAGUUACCUGCUUAUUCGCUCAUCAUGUCUCAGCAAGUGGAAUGAAGGCUGAGGAAAAGAAGAAUGAUGCAGCACCAAAACCUGUACCAGUACCUAAGCCUAAAGAAGAAAAACCUGCUAAGCCCGAAUCUUCAGAAUAUGAGAUUGAAAUUAUCCAUCAUAAAACAGAAAAGACUGUAAAAAAGGAGAAAGAGAAGAAAACUCAUGUCGAAGUCAAGAAAGAAGUCAAAAAGAAGGUAAAGAAGGAAAAGACUUGUGAAGAAACAUUGAAGGAAGAAAGAGCCGAUUGUGAGAAAUCUUGCAGUGCUGGAUUCAAACCAGUCUUCACAUUUAAAGAAGAUGGCAAGGAUUGCAAUUGGGAAUGCAAUUAUGAAGCACUUCCACCACCUCCAGGUCAGAAAGAGGUAAAGAAGGAAAAGAAGAUCGUUACAGUGACCAAAGCACCAAAACCAAAAGCACCAAAGAAGCUUAAGAAGGAAUGCUCUGGCGAAAAAGAAAAGAAGAUCGUUACAGUGACCAAAGCACCAAAACCAAAAGCACCAAAGAAGCUUAAGAAGGAAUGCUCUGGCGAAAAGGUAAUCAAAUUCCAAAACUGUCUCGUUAAAGUUAGAGGCCUUAUUGCCUUUGGUGAUAAGACAAGAAAUUUUGACAAGAAGUUCGCAAAGCUUGUUGCUAAAAAGCAAAAGAAGGGUGCAAAGAAAGCUAAGAAAGGUAAGAAAGGAGGCCCAAAACCAGCAGCUCCAGCACCAGCCGCAUCAGGCGCAACAGGCGCAACAGGCACAUAAGCCGCAUCAGCCUCACUUUCCGCUAUUUAAAAAGACAACAAUAACAAAUUGAACUAGUAAGAAUAAAAAUAAACAUUAUUUGAGCAACAUCACAACACAACAAACAAUCAUAUCAACAUCAUUAAUACCUAACAAUCCUCGUUAAUCACUUUUUUGAAAUGAAUAUCCAAAACAACAACAACAAUUUGGGAAUCUUACACAAUUAUUUCCCAAACCCUAGUUUUAAGGUUAUAUUAGUUUUAAGUUUUAAAAAGUUAGAGAAUCAUUUUCAAAAGAUAGAAUAAUUAAAAUUGACCACAACCAAUUGAAUAGAUCUAAUCACCACUGAAAAAAAUUAACAUUAUUUUUAUCAAUAAUAACGAGAUGAAAAUUUUGUAAGAUACGAUUGCGAUUACAAAAAUAAUAUUUUCUUUAUAAGAAAAUUAAAAACUUACAUGAACAAGUAGACUACUAAGGGCUUAAAAAUACUAAGGAAUUUAAAAGAACUGAACCAUUAACAUCUAAAUAAAUAAAAGCGUGUAUUUAACAUCUUUUUCAUGCAAACUUUGACUUGUUUUACUUUUAUUUUAAUAAACUUUUAAUAUGUUUCAGUAUUAUU
This is a messenger RNA of Chironomus riparius, 1441 nucleotides long. NCBI's taxonomy places the organism in Eukaryota, Metazoa, Arthropoda, Insecta, Diptera, Chironomidae. The record is from the annotation of a GenBank genome assembly.